Molecule: messenger RNA, 3537 nt
Organism: Lampris incognitus (smalleye Pacific opah)
Lineage: Eukaryota; Metazoa; Chordata; Actinopteri; Lampriformes; Lampridae
Gene: kansl1l
Product: KAT8 regulatory NSL complex subunit 1-like
Exons: 15
Coding region: 473-3214 (913 amino acids)
Cellular component (GO): NSL complex
Molecular function (GO): histone acetyltransferase binding
Source: RefSeq, a predicted model, not a curated record
UGGAAGAGGCAGGCCGCGUCGUGGUCUCGCAUUGGUCCAGAGGCGCGGGACGGUCCCUCAGCGGCCGAGGCGCGAAGCGGAGCCCCGCCCCCUCACUGCCGUUGGUCAGCAGCGGAGGCCACGCCCCCUAUUGACAGUUGGUCAGCCGCGGGGAAGAGACGCGGGUCAGGUCCGUGGACACAAGGUGCGGUACGGGUCUGCCGAGACGCGUCAACACCGGCUCGGUGUGUAGACCAGCGGGUUGGACGCAGUGGGGUUUGUUUGUUUUAACGUUUAUUAAGGAUUUGAUGUCCGAUUUGUGGGCGAAGCGUUAGGACUGAGAUAAGUCGUCGCACCGUGUUACGAUCCUGGUCAGGUGCAGUUGGAGAGUCUUGUGGCCGGCUAGAGAGCAUCAGCAGUGGCCCCAGCGCUCACCAAACUCACCAAGGACAGCCAUGGUAUCCGGCUGGCUUCUCCUCUGACCUCCACCGCUAUGGACGCAGAUGGGGUAGCCAUGCUGAGCAUAGAGCUGGAGCCUCAGAUGAAAAUCACAGAGGACACUUAUUCUCAGACAGUGCGGCUGAACAUCGCCUCAUUGCCCUUCCUGGAUUCUUGCCUCGCCAAAAGCUUUAUGAAAAUACCUGAAAUCCCCAUCCAUGAUUCAUCCCUGCAGGACUCUGCCUGUCAGUGUAAGAUGGUGCUCCUCCCCAGCACAGAUUCACUCCUCAGCCUUCUGUCCCUAAGCAAAACUCCAGUUGAAUCCCACUCAGGUGUACCCAACUUGUUUUUUGUCCCCGUCUCAGAGCACAGCAGCCAAAAGACGUGUCUUCGGCAUGGAUACUGCAGUUCCUCUGGAUGUGUGCCAGAUGGUGGUGAUGCGUCUCAAUCCCCGCAACCUGUCCCACCUCCUUUCUCGCACGGCCAGAUCCAACCACAGUGCCACGCUGCCCACCCCUCACAGCUUAAAACCCUGGUCGAGGGAGAGGUGGAGCCGGUAGUGGGCUGUCAUCCCUUAGCUCCAUCGCCAGCUUGGGGGGCUACGACAAACUCUGAGCAGCCUUUGUCUAAAGCUGUAAUGGAGAAUGUGAUGAAGCUGCCAUUGUCCAGGCAGGAGGGUUUGCUCUUGGAGGCGGAGAAGCUCCAGAAGAGACUUCAGUCUCUGCUAGGGGAGCAUGCCUCGCUGCACUGCAGCCAGCAGCUUGCAGUGUUCAAGAAGCUGCAUCGGACCAGAGUGACCGCCUUUGACUCAAAGCCUCACUGGUCACACCAAUGCCCAAGAGGCAGCAGACCCCAGUAUUGCACUGCACAAACGUCUACAGUCCGGCUCUCCUCUGCAGAGCUGCAAGAGUUUGGCGGCUCCUGCUGGGAGAUCCCAGGAGACCCACAGGAUGCUUUGGACUCUGAUGCCACAGCCAGCAGCAGCUCGGGCGAGGAGACAGAUGAGGAAAACUGUCAAUAUGGGGCCAAGCCUUUGCCCACCUGCAGUGGUCGCGAUGCCGUGGGCAGUAGUGAGGGGACCUGGCUUCAGGAGCGGGCGGAGGUGGGCAGCAGAUGGAGCUGGCUGCUAUUGCGCCUGGCUGAGCUGGAAGGGAAGAUCCAGCAGUUGGGGGAGCUCCACAAGCACAUACGCUCCACCAAGGCCAGUUUGGUGCUGGCAGAGCCCCAGCCACUGAUGGACAGGCAGAUCCAGCAGGCCUUGCUGAGGGCGACGGCAGGGCUGUCCUAUACAGCAGGGCACAAGGGCGGAGAGCUGCUCUCAGAUGCAGACAGUGAACUCAGCAGCCCCACACACCUCCUUUACAACAUAGAGAGACAGAGUGCUCAGCUUGUCAACAGCCUGAUGCCCCCGCUCAACCUGUCACCCUUCUCUUCACCCCUCCCCAAACAACCACAUGCUCAGAAAGGCAUAGGCAAGAGACCCUUUAGCAGUGGCCAUCGAGGAGAUGAGGCGUUCUCUCUCAGAGGCUCCAAGAGGAAGAAGGCGGGCGGUGGUACGAGACAGCAGCUGCUCCGGGUUGACGUCACGUGUGUCUGUGCCCGCACGAGGCCUCUGGUCAUGUACCACAAGCCCAGACUCUUCAACCUCCACACACACAGCACCAGCAACACCGGGACAGGCGGUCGACAGGACUUGGACAGCAACAUCGCCCCACCGCACCCCUCCUCCACUUUGUCCUCCACCUGCCCCACUUGCUCUCCCUGUGACCCCUCUGCCCUGUGCUCUGACCCCACCUGCACCUCCAGCAGUCCCCUGACCUCCCGGAAGCUCCACUCCAGGCUCCAUCCUGUGCUCUCUGUCUCUUCUGACACUCCUCUGUCCCACCACCUGCAGAAGGCGCUGGGCAGAGAGGAGUGGUCACUAAGACCUUUACUGGGCAGUGCCAAUGUGUUCAACCCAGGACACUACAACAGAUUGUACCGUAGGACUGUACCACAACCCAACAAUGAGGAGGAUUUCAGGCGUCAGCUCUCUGAGCUCGGGGAAAGCUCAGAGGACCUGCAGGAUCGGGCCUAUACGCCCACGGCCUCAUGCAUGUGCAAGCAGGCCUCAGAGGGCUGUGUCCGUCACCGCCAGGGAGAGAGUGUGCACCGCAUUAAUGAUGUUGUCGUCCCAGUUUCUCCGGCCGCUGCUGUCGAAGUGGAGAAGCAGCCCUGCAAAGACAUCCUCACACCCAGGUGGAGGGUGAUAAACAUCCAAUCACUGAAGGACGGGGAGGUGGUGGAGGAAAAGGAGCUGGAGGUUCUGACUGAUGAGGCAUUUAAACAGAGACACUUGGCAUAUGAGCAGAGAGAAAAGCUGCGCUGGACCCCCUGGGGCGGCAGCCACCGAUACCGACGGUCCACCAGGUCUGGCAGCAGGUGGUCUGGCAGCAGGUGGUCUGGCAGCAGGUGGUCUGGUGGUUUGAGGAGAGUUUGUGUCGCUCUGGAGUGGAGCUGCUCUCAGCUGGACUCCCUAGAGAAGCCCGGCUCUGACGUAUGGCUGCCGUGUCGGGCUCCAUGGGGAAAGCGUGUGUUCCCACUGGGCGGUGAAGAGGAGGAAGCCCUCCACGCUGACGACCUCCACUCACGAGCUUUACUCCGAUGGCCGGAGGGGGAGACCACCACAGAGAUCGGCACCGAUACCACCAGAGCAAUAAACCCCAACAGCAAUUCCUUCUCCUACACUGUGUCCUCCUGCAGCACAUCACCCCCCUCUGCUGGACAGAGCAGGGACGACGCUGCCAGCUGCAGAUGAGGUGACCAGUGCCUUACUGGAAACCAAGAGCCCUUCAGCUUUCUUGGACCCUUUUAUGAGACUCUUAAACAUUCCUUGCCGAUAUCCAUUAUACGUGGAGGGAAGGAUUUUAUCUUUUAUCUUCCAGGUGUUGUGAAAUGUGUGACAGUGGUUUUAAAUAAGUACCCCCAACUAAUCCCGUUCUUGUUAAUGUGUGUUUUGAAUGUAAAGAAAACAGUGCCAGCACCGCCCAGCAGUGUCUCAGGUUUACACACUCUAUGUAGACGACACCACUAUUUAUUCCUCUUCAGAUGUACCACAAGUCUUUUUUAUAGAUAAAAUAU